Electrophorus electricus (electric eel) is the source of this 3413-nucleotide messenger RNA. The record is from RefSeq and is a predicted model, not a curated record. Lineage: Eukaryota; Metazoa; Chordata; Actinopteri; Gymnotiformes; Gymnotidae.
GCUGCAUCAUGAGUCAGGGAAAGGACAAUGCACGACUCAGAAGCUACAAAAACAAAUCACUCAACACAGACGAGAUGAGGAGGAGGAGGGAGGAGGAAGGCCUGCAACUACGCAAACAGAAGAAAGAUGAACAGCUGUUCAAACGGAGGAAUGUGGCCACUGUGGAGGAAGACUGCGCACUUGAGGAAGAUGGCAUGUCAGACACCGGCUACCUGGAGUCCCAGGCCAACAACAUGGACCAAAUCACGGGAGGUGUUAUUUCUGAGGACAUGAUUCAGAUGAUCUUCUCCAGCUCUCCAGAACAGCAGCUUAUGGGAACACAGCGCUUCAGAAAGCUUUUGUCAAAAGAACCCAAUCCCCCCAUUGAUGAAGUUAUUGCCACGCCUGGUGUGGUGGAGCGCUUUGUGGAGUUCCUAAAGAGGAAGGAGAACUGUACACUACAGUUUGAGGCUGCGUGGGUGUUGACGAACAUUGCCUCAGGCACCUCCCAUCAGACACGCGUGGUCAUUCAGGCUGGCGCAGUGCCCAUAUUCAUAGAGAUGCUCAGCUCAGACUUCGAGGAUGUCAAGGAGCAGGCGGUUUGGGCACUAGGCAACAUCGCGGGGGACAGUGCGGAGUGUCGAGAUUACGUGGUGGAUUGCAACAUCCUACCUGCCCUUAUGCAGCUGUUGGCCAAACAGAACCGCUUGACGAUGAUGAGAAACGCAGUGUGGGCUCUGUCUAACCUGUGCAGAGGGAAGAACCCACCUCCAGACUUCUCCUAAGGUACAGGCCACUAUUACCAGGUGUCUCCAUGCCUCAGCGUUCUCUCCUGGCUGCUCUUCGUAAAUGAUACGGACAUUCUCGCGGAUGCUUGUUGGGCACUGUCCUAUCUGUCUGAUGGUCCCAACGACAAGAUCCAGGCUGUCAUAGACUCGGGGGUGUGUGAACACCUUGCUGAAAUAGCUCUUCAUUCAGAUUAUAAGGUAGUCUCUCCUGCCCUUAGAGCUGUGGGUAACAUUGUCACAGGAGAUGACCUUCAGACGCAGGUGAUCCUGAACUGCUCCGCCCUGCAGAGUCUCCUUCACCUGCUAAGUAGCCCAAAGGAGUCCAUUAAGAAGGAAGCCUGCUGGACCAUCUCCAAUAUUACAGCUGACCGAGCACAGAUACAGAUGGUGAUAGAUGCAGGUUUGCUCCCUCCCUCUCAUCAGCAUUCUCAGGUGGCAGAGUUCCGUACGAGGAAAGAGGCGGCGUGGGCAGUCACCAAUGCCACCUCAGGAGGCUCCGCUGAGCAGAUCAGGCAUCUAGUGGAGCUGGGGUGCAUCAAGCCUCUAUGUGACCUUCUCACCCUUAUGGACUCCAAGAUUGUGCAGGUGGCUCUGAAUGGUCUAGAGAACAUCCUCCGACUGGGAGAACUGGAUGCUAAGAGAGGAGGAGGAAUUAACCCCUACUGCGCCCUCAUUGAGGAAGCAUAUGGUCUGGACAAGCUGGAGUUCCUGCAGGGACAUGAGAAUCAGGAGAUCUAUCAGAAAGCCUUUGACCUGAUCGAGCGCUACUUCAGCACGGAGGACGAGGAUCCAGCCCUGGCCCCUGCUGUGGACCUGCAACAGCAGCAGUUUCUCUUCCAGCAGUGCGAGACUCCCAUGGAGGGCUUCCAGCUCUAACCCCGCCCCCGCUUUUCACAUGCCCACACAAGAGGCAGAGGUGCCCCAAGCCCCACUGGAGAGAGUGACUUAUGAUCAUGAUUAUUAGUGUGUGGUGUUGCGAGAGCCUGCAUUGCUGGGCAGACCCCCUUUCCUGCUUCCCUCACCUCUGCUUGUCACUGGACCGCAUCUGAAGAACAGCUCCAAAAAGAAAAUGGCCAGACCCUGACAGUGCCGUGAACAUCAUGACCACCUAAACCCUCUCAGCCAACUCUGGGAUGUAUCAGAACAACCACCCACAGACAUCAACAUAAUUAUUCCCAUAGCUCAUAGUGUCUUGCAUUAAUCUCCAGUACCAAACCAUGCAAGGAUCUGGGAUAAUCCUCAUCCACACCUGAAUGUGUCCUGUAUAAGCAAGCAUCAAAAGCCCUGUGCGAGUAAACCAGGAACACUCAACAUCUGUCCAUGAGCUGAUGGAAACUGGUAAUAUAGUGCUUGUAUGACCUUACUGCAAUACUGACUCUCUGGAGGGGUGGCCUUUGCGCAGUGCUCUUUUCACCUGUUUAAAACACUGGACUGACCGUGUGACUGUGUAUGCGUCACCAGGCGCUCCAAAAAACAAACAAACAAACAAAAAAACCCCAAACCAGCAGAGACAUGGCCAGUCUGCCCUGAAGACUGAAAAGACUUCUGCUGAAAGCGACGCACUUUUACCUACGUGUUAGACCAGGCUAGUGUAAAGAUGGCUCUUGUCAUAUGACAGGACUGAAGUUUGUGGUUCAUGACUGACUAUGCCAAUUUGGCAAACUCUUGCUUUUAGUCUCAUGCAUUCCUCCAGUGACUGAAAACCGACUGGCUCCAACUUGCUUUUUAAAGCAUUUGCACCUUUUUAGGAUUCUGGGAGUUGGAGUCCUUGUGUCCCGCACUGAGACUGUUGGACAAAGACAACCUUUAAAAAAAUGGGGUUUUUUUUUUGUGUGUGUGUGUGGGGGGGGGGGUGCUUCGGACCUUUAAGAAGACUUUGGGACUUUAAAGGACAAUUCCAUGUGAUUAUCAUCAUCUGCACUUUAUGUUCAGUUUAAAUUGUAACCAACUUCCUUUCUGUGCAGUGCAGUGCUUGGCCUACUUUUGCUCUCCACUCCUCAGGAAAUGAGGUGAGAAGGUUGUGUGCAUAUGGUUUGCACUCAAAAUCACAGGACUUUCAUUACAAAUAGAAACACACUAAAUAUCUGAGUGCAGUCUCACUGCCUCUCUCCUGUCUGAUAGACCCCUGCCUCUAGAAAGCUUCCUCCACCAAUCAGAAUCUCUGAACCUUUAACGAGCUGAAGGCUUGGCAUGUAUGUGUGCGCGUAUGUGUGUACGCUCGAGUGCGUGCGUGUUUAACAAAUUUUAUCCGAUUAUGCUGACUGCAGACCGAUGUUCAGAUGAUCCCAAAUUAUAUUAACUAGAAAGAUACGACAAAAACAGAGUCAACGACUGCAUUACCUGUAAUACAUUUCAUAUGUUUGGGGUAGAAUCUGUCAGUUCUGAAGGUGCCAUAAUCCUUGUUGUGAAAUUGAGUUUUAAAAAAAAUAAAAUAAGGAAAAUAGUAGCCUAAAAUUAAUCAAAAUUAAACUUGAAAAUAUACUGUGGAUUUUGUUUAGCUCAAAAGCUGCAAGAUUGUUUACUAAGCUCUUUUUUAUGCUAGAUUCUCAGAGAUGACCAGCUCUCCAUGUUCAAUACUGCUGUAGUAUUGAGAUUGUGUAACUUCUCUGUUAAGCCAUUUGCAUAAAUCCUGUUUCAUGAAGUCCA